Molecule: messenger RNA, 690 nt
Organism: Penicillium paradoxum
Lineage: Eukaryota; Fungi; Ascomycota; Eurotiomycetes; Eurotiales; Aspergillaceae
Exons: 2
Coding region: 1-690 (229 amino acids)
Biological process (GO): import into nucleus
Cellular component (GO): cytoplasm
Source: RefSeq, a predicted model, not a curated record
AUGACGACGGCCGCAGUGUUCGGUUGUACAGGAGCUGUUGGCUCUCAGAUCCUCGCUACAAUCCUCGAGUCAAACUCUUUUUCUACCGUGCAGACCAUCUCAAGGAGACUCCCAAAUGCACAGUCUGCCAAGCUUCAAGCAGUCCAGGAAGUUGACACCUCAAAAUGGGGCGGCAUGAUCUCCACCUUGGCCACCAGUCCAUCUUUAGUGUUCAAUGCGGUUGGCACUACAACAGCAGCGGCGGGAAGCAUUAAGCACCAGUGGAAGAUCGACCAUGAUUUAUGUGUUGAGAACGCGCGAGCAGCCAAGGAGGCAGGCGUCAAGACGUAUGUUUAUAUCUCCAGUGGUGGAACCAGAAGCAUCCUCUGGGGGUGGGUUCCAUAUUCGAAAAUGAAGGUUGGUGUGGAAGAUGCUAUUAAGGUGCUCGAGUUUGAGAAUGCGAUUAUUCUGAGACCAGGGAUGAUUAUUGGAAGAGAGACGUCCAAGGCGUUACUUUUGGAGAAAUUUGUGGAAGGUCUCCAGAAAUUGGGACAAGGUAUUCAGGACAAAGUUGGUCAAAACCAAACGACUAUUGGUAGGGCAGCUGUGGCCGCUGCCCGUAUGGCGAUGGAUGGGAAGGCACCGUCAAAUUACUGGGUUCUGGAGCAGGCUGACAUUGUCAGGCUGGGCCGCGAUGAGUGGAACGAGUGA